Suillus fuscotomentosus is the source of this 766-nucleotide messenger RNA. RefSeq lists its product as uncharacterized. NCBI's taxonomy places the organism in Eukaryota, Fungi, Basidiomycota, Agaricomycetes, Boletales, Suillaceae. Gene Ontology annotation, biological process: regulation of transcription by RNA polymerase II. Gene Ontology annotation, cellular component: mediator complex. The transcript is spliced from 3 exons. The coding region runs from base 9 to 404 and encodes 131 amino acids. The record is from RefSeq and is a predicted model, not a curated record. Gene Ontology annotation, molecular function: transcription coregulator activity.
GUUGGAACAUGGCAAGUACACCGGAAUGGACUUCAUUACCAACUAUACUUUUCGACGGAUUGUUACCCAAGCUCGCUAUGGUGCUUGAGCUCACCCAAAAAGCAGAAGGGACUGCAACUCCUGUAGCCAAACAAGCACUGCUGCAUGCGACGAAUGAUUUCAGACAUGCACUUACUCAGGCGAAAGAUUAUGCAAGCACACUUGCAGGAGGUGACCUCUUAGUGGAGGAGCAGGACAGUGUAGUUGCAAUGCUCGAGAUGCUGAAGCAGCACAAGCAGCAGCAAUUAAUACAAUUUGCAUUGGAGGUUGGAUCUUUGUCUACUAUCGCAAUCUCCAAUACCAGUUCAAAGAUGGAGAUUGAUUCUACUGCUUCAACCCCAUUUGCUUCUGGUGGUCAAUUAUAAUACGGGACUCGGGAUGCGCCGACUUUGUCGGUACAAACUUUGCUUGUCUUUGGCGGGUGCGAUUUUAGAGUCUGUUCGGACAGCGAAUUUUCGCAAAAUUCAAAAUUCAAAAUUGCUUUAUCAUAUUACAAGCAUCUGUCACAUCAUGCUGAUAACAGGUAUCGAUAAAGUCGUUGUACACCAUCCAGCAGAAUGCACUGCAACCCUGAUCAAGACCCAAUGGACAUGGAUGAUGCAGAAUCUGAUUCAGGUGACACAUUGAAGUUAAUAGAUGUCAAUAUGGAGGAAGAUGAUGAUGAGUUGGAUGUGCUGGAGGGGUUGUUCUAUCCUGCAGCUUGAGCAGUCUCCAUGAUCGUUGUUGA